Vicugna pacos (alpaca) is the source of this 1088-nucleotide messenger RNA. The record is from RefSeq and is a predicted model, not a curated record. Lineage: Eukaryota; Metazoa; Chordata; Mammalia; Artiodactyla; Camelidae.
UGGCGGCCAGGCUAAUGCCAUUGUCCUGUGUGUCAUGCAGCUUGCCGGGAUUGCGGUCCUUGCUGUAGGACUAUGGCUCCGAUUCGACUCGCAGACCAAGAGCAUCUUCGAGCAAGAAAAUAAUAAUUCCAGCUUCUACACGGGAGUGUAUAUUCUGAUUGGAGCCGGCGCUCUCAUGAUGCUGGUGGGCUUCCUGGGCUGCUGUGGGGCCGUGCAGGAGUCCCAGUGCAUGCUGGGAUUGUUCUUUGGCUUCCUCCUGGUGAUAUUCGCCGUGGAAAUAGCUGCAGCCGUCUGGGGGUACUCCCACAAGGACGAGGUGAUUAAGGAACUCCAGGAGUUUUACAAGGACACCUACAACAAGCUCAAAAACAAGGACGAGCCCCAGCGGGAGACGCUGAAAGCCAUCCACUACGCGUUGAACUGCUGCGGUGUGCUUGGGGGAGUGGAACAGUUUAUCUCGGACAUCUGCCCCGAAAAGAACAACAUCGCCAGCAUCACAAUUAAGCCCUGCCCUCAAGCCAUCGAAGAGGUCUUCCAAAACAAAUUCCACAUCAUCGGCGCCGUGGGCAUCGGGAUCGCAGUGGUGAUGAUCUUCGGCAUGAUCUUCAGUAUGAUCCUGUGCUGCGCCAUUCGCAGGAGCCGAGAGAUGGUCUAGAGUCAGCUUCGCACCCCUGAGCAGGAGAAUUUACCCCUGAAGAUUGCUGGUUAUUUUCUCGGGGUUCUGUUUUUAUUUUUUUUGGUUUUCUUUGCCACUAAUUUUAGUAUUCAUUCUGCAUUUCUAAACAAAAAAAGUUAUUCUAUGUUUGUGUUUUUAAUGCUUUAUUCAAUAUUGAUAUUUGUAGUUAAGGGGUUUGGGGAUUUGGAUUUGCUCUGGUUUGUAUUUUUUUUCAUUGUUUAUUUUUGCUUAUUAUGUUAAGCAGAAUUCCUGCAAUGAAAGGUACUAUAUUUGCCAGACUCUAGACAAAAGAUAUUGUAUAUAAAGAGGGGUUUUUUUUGUCUUUAAAUAGAUAAAAAAAGUCUAUCAAAUUUAAUCAGAUUGUAACUUAUGUUAAAGACAAUUUGAUACAAAAUAAAAGAUUAUGACAAUA